Messenger RNA from Zootermopsis nevadensis, 1852 nucleotides. NCBI's taxonomy places the organism in Eukaryota, Metazoa, Arthropoda, Insecta, Blattodea, Termopsidae. The record is from RefSeq and is a predicted model, not a curated record.
AUAGAAGAAAGCUGUCCUGGCAUAAUUUCAUGUGUUAUCCUCAGUUCACAAUAUAUUUUUAUCUGUUACACAUAAACAUGGAGGGAAAUGUCUGAUACAGAAUCGCAAAGAUUUUUGUUUCUUCUAGAGUAAGUUAUGCAGUGUAGCGAAGACGAUAAUGGCCAAGUAUCCUGGUAGUAGUUUAUACGAGAAUACAAGUCACAACAACCCUGAAAGCAGCCAUCUUCAGUGCGUUUCUUAUAGUAGUGGUUCGUGUCAAUGCUGCAAAGAUGUCACCACUUAUGAUAUCAAAUUGCCGAAUUUCAAUACAACAGCUAACGGCUAUUGUGGAUGGUUUCAACAGUGGUGAAGUUCCACUUGGAGGUCCAGAUGAUUCAAGCACAUUGAGUGCAACUGUGGGGAAUCUCAUCAAUGAGCAGCUGCAGGCUCUGACCAGCCAUAAAGAUGAUUCAACAUUAGAUGUGCUUAAUAACAAUAUGAUACAAGAACUUUUUGCAGAUGAGGGUACAGGUGCUGAACUGGAUGUGCUGAGUAAAGAUGUAGUUCAGGACCUAGUCUUAAAUGAAGACUCGACAAACACUUUGGACAUUCUCAGCAAAGGUGUGGCACAGGGAGUUGGAAAUGAACAGUCAUUGGAUGAUAUUAAUAAAGAUAAGGUUCUUCUGUGCCAUGAGACAAUCACAGAUGAUGGAGACAAUCUCAAGCAAACUUCUUCAGAAGGAUCAUCACCAUUACAAGUGAAUGAAGAUUGUGAUAACCCAGUGCUGCAAACAUUGCAGUCAUUUGAAUUAAUUCUGGAGUCAUUAUCAUUGCCAGACAAAAUCUAAUUUAUUUAUACAACUGGAUAAACUUUUACAGUUAUUGUCUUGAGGUCUGAAUUCAGUUAUUGAUUUCUUACCAAGCUGUACUACCUGUACAAUGUAGACAAAAGCCAGUCUAAAAAUAUAAAACUACUAAAGUAGUACAGCCUAUUCUAACAUUGAUUCAAAAUGACAUUAAUGACUUUCAUCCAGUUUUAUCACUGAACAGGAUUGCUAUGUGUCCAUUUUGCUCAACAUACAAGGCAUGUAAAACUCAAGAGCAAAAGCAUAUUUGCAGAUCAAUAAAUGAUUUUAUAAGGUUAUGUAUGUUUCAGUGUAUGUUCCAGGAAUCCAUCUGUAAAAAGUUUGUCAUUUUCUUAAUUCUUACAUCUUACAACAAGGAUGCGCUAACUUUUCAGAUCAGUUGUAUGAAAUAAGAAAUACAAGUGCCUGUGAGGGACAUUCAGUUUUCUCAAUGUAUGACAUGAAGUACUGUAAUCUGUUUAAUCUGUUCAUAAGUUAUCUUUUUCUUGAAGAUUUCUGUCUUCUGGGUUGUUGCUCUGUGUAGUCUGGUUAACAUCGACCAGACUACACAGCGCAACAACCCAGAAGACAGAAGUCUUCAUACUCACCGCUGUGAAAACCUCAAAUCUUACAUAUCUUUCUCUUUAUUGAGAAAGGUCAAUAAAUUAGCUGUUUGAGUUCAAAUUAAGAGCAGUCAUCUGUAUGUCUGUUAUAAAGUAGAUUACUGUAAAAAGUAUGUUUUUGUACAUUUUACAUUCCACAGAAUUAAAUUUGGCUACACUUGCAUCUCUCCCAAGUUACUUGACUUGGUAUAAGUGAUGGAUUUGUAGGUUAUUUAUUGAGUCUCUUUCAACUAGAGAGGUUGUAUAUAAGGAUGCAAAUUACAUUUUAGAAGAUAAGGUCAAUAGAAAAGGCCAGGUGAAUAUCCAACACUUGGUACAAUAUAAAGUAAUUUACUAGAAUGUAAUUAAAACUUGAUGCCUACAUGGUUCAAUUACUGGGAAUAAAAACUAUGACAUCUUAAGUCA